This is a messenger RNA of Penicillium angulare, 1575 nucleotides long. Its product is annotated as Major facilitator superfamily domain general substrate transporter. Lineage: Eukaryota; Fungi; Ascomycota; Eurotiomycetes; Eurotiales; Aspergillaceae. Gene Ontology annotation, biological process: transmembrane transport; carbohydrate transport. Gene Ontology annotation, cellular component: membrane. Gene Ontology annotation, molecular function: carbohydrate:proton symporter activity. The coding region runs from base 1 to 1575 and encodes 524 amino acids. The transcript is spliced from 2 exons. The record is from RefSeq and is a predicted model, not a curated record.
AUGGGCCUUAGCAAGGCUUCCACGGGGGCGAUGCCCUCAUCACAUGGCGUCGACCCUCUCUUGAGUGUUCUUCCAGCAAAUGCUGGGCCAUGGUACAAGCAGCGUCAUCUCUUGCAUCUCAAUUUUAUCAUCAUCUCGCUGGUGAUGUACUCAUCAGCUAACGGAUACGAUGGAUCAUUAAUGAACGGUCUCGAGGCACUUGACCAAUGGAAAGCGUUCAUGAACAACCCGGCAGGAGCCUGGCUUGGAUGGAUCAAUGCUAUCUAUUGGCUCGGUUGUGGUAUUGGUUACCCAAGCGCUUCAUGGAUUGCCAACAAAUACGGUCGCAAGCCCGGCGUCUACGUAGGGUAUUGCCUCCUAACACUAGGAGUUGCUCUCCAGACUGCAGCACCAAACACAACUACCUUUCUGCUUGCCAGAUUCUUCUUGGGGGGUGCUUCCGCCCUUUUCGGAAAUUCUGUUCCUCUACUCAUCAAUGAAAUCGCUUACCCUACUCACCGUGGCAUUUUGAACGGUCUUUUCAUGUCAGGCUGGUACGUCGGUGGAACUGUCGCUGCCUUUGUUGUUUUUGCUUCUCGGACAUACGGAUCUUCUUGGGCCUGGCGACUACCUUCCGUCCUUCAGGCUCUAGUACCCAUAGUUGGACUUCCAGGGUUUCUUCUCGCCCCGGAGAGCCCCAGAUGGUUUGUGUCCAUGGGGCGUGAAGACGAAGCCCGUGAUAUUCUCACUCAAUAUCAUGCAGCUGGCGACUCUAGCUCGCCGCUGGUCAACUACGAGUUUCAAGAGAUCAUCUCUACCAUUCGCGCAGAGCAACAGGCGAACGAAGACGGCAGUUAUCUUGAAAUGGUCAAGACGCCAGGUAAUCGCCGUCGUUUGAUGAUAUCUAUAACCCUUGGACUGUUUUCUCAAUGGGUCGGAAACGGUGUCAUCUCGUACUACCUUUCAUUGAUUCUCAGUUCUGUCGGAGUCACCCAGGUCAAAGAUCAAACACUCAUUUCCGCAUGUUUGCAAGUGUGGGAUCUGAUCUUCGCCGCUUUGGGAGCAUUCUUUAUCGAUCGCUUUGGGCGCCGACCACUAUUUCUUACCUCCGCUGGUGUCAUGUUCGUCAGUUAUGUACUUGUCACAGCUUUGUCCGGGGUAUACGCCACCAAUGGCGAUAGCGGUGCAGGAGGCACGGUCAUUGCAUUUCUCUUCAUCUUCUUCGCUGGGUAUUGUAUAGCAUUAACACCCUUCCUUACCUCAUAUCCGUGCGAAAUUUGGCCCUUCCGACUCCGAUCCCGUGGUUUAACAGUCACCUGGGUGGCUGCUAUCGUGGGCAUGUUUUUCAACACCUUUGUUAAUCCAAUUGCACUCGCCGCGAUUGGAUGGAAAUAUUACUUUGUAUUUGUGGCUGUCCUAUCUAUGUUCGGCGGCACGGCCUUCUUCUAUUAUCCCGAAACGAAGGGUUAUUCUCUAGAGCAAAUCGCAGUGAUUUUUGACGGCGAAGAUGCUUUAGUGAGUAGCCCUGCGGAUAUCGUGGAUACCAUGAAGGGAGAAAAGUCUGAGACUUUGGCUGUCCAUGAAGAAUCUGUUUAA